GCAGAUGGCUCGGGAACUAGUGGACCGUAACCGGGAUGUUUUCUCCUCUCUUCCCGGGCACACGGAAGUGACCCAGCACGAGAUACGCACCGUGCCAGGCAAAACGGUGAACCAGCGCCCGUACCGGGUGCCGGAGGCUCAUAAGGGGGCCAUUCAGGAGGAGGUUCCCCUGACGCCGGCGUCUAAGGAGAAGACUGCCUUUGCGACACAGGAGGGGCUCUACCAGUAUACCCGGCUCCCCUUUGGUCUCCACGGAGCACCGGCCACGUUCCAGCGAUUGAUGGAUCGGGUCCUUGCUCCCCAUAAGAGGGCUCACAGCAAACCCCAAGAAGUGCAGGCUGGCUUUCAGCGAGACAAACUACCUGGGGUACACCAUUGGGAGGGGUUUGGUCAAGCCCCAGGAAGCCAAGUUGCGGGCCAUACAGGACUGGCCACAGCCCAUCACCAAGAAACAGGGCGGGCAAGAGCCACAGCAACGCGGAUGCACUCUCCAGACGGGACGCCUUCUACACCUCCUACACAUCGACGAGGACGUCGGUCUCGAGGGGGGGGAUGUGUGAUGUCACGAGAGGCUUGGUCUUGGAAGGGAGAUACGUUCACCGGCGAUGGCUCUAACUAUGGCUCCAUCUGCUGGUGCCCCGAAACUCAGAGCAUUCCCCUCACACCUGAGACCCAUCAGGGUGUGACGACCCGGAGGCCUUCAUAAAGGUGGAAGACACACCGUUGGAGAGAGACGAGCUGAGAAGAGCAGACCAAGCCAUAAGGAUUCGAGGAGGCAGGAGAGACCGGGAGGACGGUGUUGUUUUCCUUACAGAAGUGGAUUUCCGUUAAGUUAAGUUCGGCAAAGAUUGACCGAAGCCUGAGUU
Molecule: messenger RNA, 866 nt
Organism: Gasterosteus aculeatus aculeatus (three-spined stickleback)
Lineage: Eukaryota; Metazoa; Chordata; Actinopteri; Perciformes; Gasterosteidae
Source: RefSeq, a predicted model, not a curated record